This is a messenger RNA of Ceratitis capitata (Mediterranean fruit fly), 849 nucleotides long. Its product is annotated as spectrin beta chain, non-erythrocytic 1-like. The record is from RefSeq and is a predicted model, not a curated record. The transcript has 3 exons. Gene Ontology annotation, molecular function: actin filament binding. Gene Ontology annotation, cellular component: cortical actin cytoskeleton; plasma membrane; cell junction. The coding region runs from base 397 to 834 and encodes 145 amino acids. Gene Ontology annotation, biological process: actin cytoskeleton organization. NCBI's taxonomy places the organism in Eukaryota, Metazoa, Arthropoda, Insecta, Diptera, Tephritidae.
GCCAGAGUGGUCCGCUCAGUGGUUCUAGGUUGCGCGCAGCGUUAACUACGCUUAUAACGAAUAUAUCAAAAUACGACGCGGCGGUCAGUACUCGUCUUUACACAAAAAACAAAGGACAACUAGUAUUAAAAUUUAUACGUAAUCAAAUUUAUGGUUUUCCAUAAUAGAUUUAUGGUGCAGCAAGUCAGAAAAAAAUAAAAAUAAAAAUAAAAAAAUAAUAAAAACGAAACGUAGAAAGCAUUAAAAUAAAUCAAGUGGACUAAAAGAAAAAACCAAAAAUAUAAAUACAAAAUUAAGUUUGUGCGCGUGUGUGUGUGUAUAAAACCAGCUUAAUGCUUUCUACAUAAUUUAUAGUUAUUGUUCUUCUUUUCGAAAUAUCACAGCUCCACUUAGCAUAUGCCGGCGACUAUGUACUCGAACUUUACCAGAUAUCAGUAUAAACGAUAUAUAUCGUACGAUAGAGAGUCAUUAGCAUCACAAUAUGAACCCGGCGGCUACUCGUUGCAGGCACAAAAUCGCAAAGAUGCCACCAUGAAUCAGCGCGAUGGUAUAAUCAAAUUCGAAAAUGAACGUAUCAAAACGCUACAAGAAGAACGUCUACACAUACAAAAGAAGACUUUUACAAAAUGGAUGAAUUCAUUUUUGAUAAAGGCAAAAAUGGAGGUCGAAGACCUAUUCACAGAUCUAGCCGAUGGCAUCAAAUUACUUAAGCUGCUGGAGAUCAUAUCGUCGGAGAAACUGGGCAAGCCGAAUAGCGGUAGGAUGCGUGUACAUAAAAUCGAAAAUGUCAACAAGAGUCUGGCAUUCUUGCACACCAAGGUAAGUUACUCAUAGUAAGCACCAUUGCAA